AUUUUAUUUUGUAAUUAUUUUCUUACAGAUAGUGGGAGACUUACGUUGUAGAAACGCACACAAUUGCAUUAAAACUGAAUAAGAUAACUUCAAUUAACGUUCUAACGAUGUACGAUGAUUAUAUCGUAUGCCAUUCCCAAGAACGGUUCGACUUUUACUUGCGAUUCUUGCUUUGUAACAUUUGUAAAAGAUGAUCUCCGCUCAGGAAAAUAUUAGGGAUUCUAAAAACACUAUAGAAUUCAUCAUCAAUGAACAAAGUUACAUUGUAAAAGAAGAUAUUCCGCCUGAUACUACUCUGAAUAUCUUUAUUAGAGAUUAUGCUAAACUACGAGGAACUAAAGCUAUGUGUCUCGAAGGAGGUUGUGGUGCAUGUAUUGUGUCAGUAAAAGUUAAGGAUGAAGAUAUAUCUGUGAAUUCUUGUUUAGUACCAAUUCUUAUUUGCAAUGGAUGGGUCAUAAAAACAAUUGAGGGUUUGGGUAAUAAGAAAAAUGGUUAUCAUACUUUACAAACAGGAUUAGCAGGAAAAAAUGGUUCUCAAUGUGGUUUUUGCUCACCUGGAAUGGUAAUGAAUAUGUACAGUCUCUUAAAAAAAAAAAAUUUGACAAUGAAACAAAUAGAAAAUUCCUUUGGAAGUAAUAUAUGUCGUUGUACUGGUUAUCGACCGAUUCUAGAUACAUUUAAAGCAUUCGCCAAUGAUGCUGAGGAAAAUCUCGUUAAAGAUAUUCAAGAUAUUGAAGAACUAUUUAAUGUAAAAACUUGUAAAAGAAUUAAUGCAUUGCAUGAAAAUAGUUGUAAUUGUUGUUGCACAGUCAUUCAGAAGACAGAACAUAAAAUUGAUAUGAAAUUGGAUAAUAGUGAGUUUCAUAAAAUUCUAUCAAUUGAUGAUUUGUUCGCAUUAUUUCAAAAGAAUUCAAAUGCGAGCUAUAUUCUACAUGGUGGCAAUACUGCACAUGGUGUAUAUCGAUCGAAAAUACCAGAUAUAAUCAUUGAUAUAAAUGAUAUAUCUGAUUUGCGUAAUAUAAGAAAAGAUAAUGAUACUUUAACUAUUGGAGGCAAUGUCUCCCUUACUGUUGCGAUGGAAACUUUUGAAAAAUAUUCAAAAGAACCAGGAUUUAAAUAUUUACAGUAUUUGGCUAAACAUAUUGAUUUAAUUGCUAGUGUUCCUGUGAGGAAUAUUGGAUCUAUAGCAGGAAAUUUAAUGAUUAAAUAUGAGCAUCAAGAGUUUCCAUCAGACUUAUUUCUAAUUUUGGAAACUGCAGGGGCACAAUUGCAUAUAGUGGAAGCUGGUGGCAAGAAAACUGCCAUGACAUUACUUGAAUUUUUAAAUUGUAACAUGAAACACAAAAUUAUAUACAGUAUAAUAUUGUCGGCUCUUGGUGAGGAAUAUGAAUACAGAUCUUAUAAAAUAAUGCCGCGAUCACAAAAUGCUCACGCCGCUGUAAAUGCAGCAUUUUUGUUUAAAUUGGAUGGAACUGGAAAAGUAUUGGAGAAGCCAAACAUUAUCAUAGGUGGAAUAAACAAAAAUUUUCUGCAUGCAUCAAAAACUGAAAAUUUUUUGUUCGAGAAAUUCAUCUUUGAGGAGAAUAUAGUUAAACAAGCUUUGGAUAUAUUAGAUGCAGAAAUACAACCUGAUUAUGUUUUGCCUGAUUAUUCUCCAAAAUUUAGAAAAAUACUUGCAGAAGGACUUUUUUACAAAUUUAUUUUAAGUAUUAAACCAGAAAAUGUGAAUCCAACAAUCCGCAGUGGUGGAUCUAUUUUAGAACGUGGAUUGUCUUCUGGAAAACAAAAUUACGAUACAAAUAAAUAUCUAUGGCCUUUGAAUCAGCCUUUGCCAAAAAUGGAAGCUAUAUGUCAAACAUCGGGUGAAGCAUAUUAUACAAAUGAUUUUCCACCAUUUCCAAAUGAAGUUUUUUGUGCUUUUGUUCUUACUACAGUAGCUAAUGGAAAAAUAAAGAACAUUGAUGCUUCUGAAGCAUUGAAAAUGAAAGGAGUAAUAGCAUUCUAUACAGCGAAAGAUAUUCCAGGAAAAAAUUUAUUUAUACCAGCAAAUGCUCAACUAUUAUUCUUGAAUUUUGAUGAAGUACUUUUUGUAGAUAAAAAUAUUGAAUAUGCCGGACAGCCAAUCGGAGUAAUUGUUGCUACAACUUUUACAAUUGCUAAUCAAGCAGCACAAAUAGUAAAUGUUUCCUAUAUUGAUUUCAUACCAGAAAAAAUAUUAUUGACAAUUGAAGAUGUACUUGCAUUGAAUGAUAAUACCAGAGUAUAUGAAUCAGCUAGCUCCACUGCACAGACCAAAGGAAAUGAUGUGAAACAUACAAUAAAAGGAACAUUUAGAAACGGAAAUCAAUAUCAUUUUACUAUGGAAACUCAAACAUGUGUUUGUGUGCCAAUAGAGGAUGGAAUAGAUGUUUUUGCUGCAACUCAAUGGAUGGAUUUGACUCAAAUAGCCAUAGCUCAAUGUCUUGAUAUAAAGAAUAAUAGUAUUAACAUUAAUGUGAAGAGAUUAGGAGGUGCUUAUGGUGCAAAGAUAUCUCGUGCUACACAAAUUGCUUGUGCUUGCGCUUUAGUAUGCUAUAAAUUAAAUCGACCAGUUAGAUUCAUUAUGUCGAUAGAAAGCAAUAUGCUCGCUAUAGGAAAACGAUAUGAUACUCGUCAGGAAUAUGAAAUUGGCGUAAAUGAUAACGGUCAAAUUCAAUAUUUGAAUUCAAAACAUUGGGGCAAUAGUGGUUGCAGUUUUAACGAAUUUCAUGCUCCUACAGUUGUAGAACAAAUGAAAAAUUGUUAUGAUUACUCAACUUGGACUUAUCAAGGUUUUGAAGUUAAAACUGACUUGCCUUCCAACACUUUUUGUCGAGCUCCAGGUUCAACAGAAGGUAUAGCUAUAAUAGAAAACAUAAUGGAACACAUAGCAAAAACUGUUGGAAAAGAUCCAUUAGAGGUUAGAUAUGCAAAUAUGAUUGAUGAUCACAAAAAAGUAUUACAGCCUAUGAUAGAAGAACUAUGUCAGAAUGCAGAUUAUGAAAUCAGAAAAAAAGCUAUAGAUGUCUUUAAUGCUGAAAAUCGAUGGAAGAAGAAAGGAAUAAGUUUGAUACCUAUGAUGUAUCCUUUUAUUACUUUUGGUCAGUUUCAUGCAUUAGUUUCGAUUUAUGCACGAGAUGGCACAGUUUCUGUUACUCAUGGAGGAAUUGAGUGUGGUCAGGGAAUUAAUACUAAGGCAACUAUGAUGGCUUGCAAAGAACUAGUUCAGAGAUUAGAACCUAUUAAAAAAGAGUUGGAAAACUUUUCGUGGCAAAAAUUAGUAUUAACAGCGCACAUAAGAGAUGUUGAUCUAUGUGCGCGAUACAUGUUUACUGUAAAAGAUGAUAUAAAAUCAUAUCCAAUAUAUGGAGCAACUAUAGCAGAAGUUGAGAUUGAUGUAUUGACCGGACAACAUAUUAUACAUAGAGUAGAUUUAAUUGAGGAUGUUGGAAGAAGUAUGAAUCCAGAAUUGGAUUUGGGACAAGUGGAAGGUGCUUUCAUAAUGGGUCUCGGAUAUUGGAUACAUGAACAGCUAAUUUAUGAUCCGAAAACUGGUCAACUAACGAAUUAUAGAACUUGGAAUUAUAAACCACCAGGUGCAAAGGACAUUCCUGUCGAUUUUCGAGUUUAUUUCCGUAAAAAUGGUACUAAUUCAUUAAGUGUUCUUCGUUCAAAAGCUACUGGUGAACCACCAUUAUGUAUGAGUUAUGCAAUACCUAUUGCAAUUCAUAAUGCACUUAAUUCAGCAAGAAAAAAUGCUGGAAAUAAUGAUGUAUGGUAUAAUCGAGAAUAUCCUCUUACAAUAGAAAAAAUUUUAUUAAAUAGUUUAACUACUAAAGAACAAUUAGUACUUUAAAAAUUUUCAAUAAAACAUUUAAUAAUUUUCUUU
Messenger RNA from Apis florea (little honeybee), 3907 nucleotides. RefSeq lists its product as uncharacterized. NCBI's taxonomy places the organism in Eukaryota, Metazoa, Arthropoda, Insecta, Hymenoptera, Apidae. The record is from RefSeq and is a predicted model, not a curated record. Gene Ontology annotation, molecular function: iron ion binding; oxidoreductase activity; FAD binding.